Messenger RNA from Onychostoma macrolepis, 3016 nucleotides. Its product is annotated as CD209 antigen-like protein C. Lineage: Eukaryota; Metazoa; Chordata; Actinopteri; Cypriniformes; Cyprinidae. The record is from RefSeq and is a predicted model, not a curated record. Gene Ontology annotation, molecular function: signaling receptor activity. Bases 1620 to 2456 code for a protein of 278 amino acids. The transcript is spliced from 5 exons.
GAUAAUUCAUGUACUGUUAUUGUAAAGUGUUACCCAGUAUACCUAUAAGUUCACUUUUAGUAUAGUCGCAGUACAAGCUAAAAACAUUGAUGUAAACUAGUUGUUUACUCAGUUUACUACUGGUAUAUUUAAAAGUAUACUUUUAUAUACUAGAAAGUGGGCCAAUUUAGUGCCAAGGAGUAUUGAAAUAGUACACUUACAAGUUUACUACUAGUACACUGAUAUUUGUAUACUUACUACAUAAAGUAUACUUAAAAAUAUACUUGAACUUAAGUAUACUUAAUCAAAUAAACUUGAAGUAUACUACUUUUUGGUAAGGGUUGGCCCAAAUUACAGACGCAGGAUCUUUAAAAAAAAAAAAAUCAACCUGAACACUUCAAAAGCCAUAAAUAUUCCCAAACACCAGCCAGCAUCAAAAUGAACAAGCCUCUUAAGACUUUAUACAGACACUGAGUGAAUCUGGGAUAAUAAAGUCACUUGAACCUCAUUUAAAUUAACACGGUCGACGCUGUUGAAACAAAUAUUUAUGGAGAUGUUCUGAGGCGAGUUAAAGUUCCUUUCUGCAUAAAUAGUGUCUGCACAAACACAGAAGAGGAAAAGCAGAGUCCGCUACAGGAGAGAAACUAGCGCUAGAUUGCUGGCAUCUUGACGACACGGAAACUGUCAGAAAGUGAACAAAAAAUAUAGAAAAGGGAAAAUGAACAGAGAACAUCAGAAAAGCAUCAAUGAUAUCUAUGAAAAUGACUUUGUUACAGAAGAUCCACCACGACCACAAGCAGUCACACAAAGAAAAUCCAGUCAUCUGAACUCACAGGUACUGAGAUUAAUUAAUAUCACAAUUUGAUCAAUCACUUUUCUUCAGUCUAACUGGUAACUUGCUUUAAAGCAGACUCAUUUAAUAGUUCCCUUAUGAAAAAUAAGUUCAUUCAAGAGUGCUGUUAGUAUACUUCUUUUAAACUAAAAAUAGGGAAGUAUACUUUGUCUACUGUUCUUGUACUUCUCAGAAAUAUACUCAUGGCUUUUCCCACACUUGCAGUCUUUGCACUUGACAACUUAUACGCCAUAUUUCCUGUGUUUGGUUCAAGCGAGGGUGAAGACCACAAGUGUGUGUCAAACUUUUCAGUACCUUAUGGGACACACUUAUAGUGUUGUAAAAAUGCAAGUGUUUACAUAGCUUUAUUUUAAUUUUAAAUACUUUGCAUUUUAAAAUCAACUUCUAAAUGUCUGUUCCCUAAAACAUGACAUAAUUUUAAUUUGUGGUGCUUCUAAUUAAAUGAUAAAAAGCAGUUGCAAAUGUUGUACAAAAUAAAUAUCACCACUACUCAUCUUUGCACCAAUAAAACGUAAAAACACUGUUUUUCUACCAAAUUAUUUGUAAUAUCUAAUUAUUAUAUUAAUAUUUAACUUGCAUUGGAAAGGUUUCCGUGACCUCUUGCGAGAUCUCGGGAAAAAGUCUCACGAUUUAUUUCCAGAACAUGAUGCAUGAUGGGAUACACUCAGCAUAAAUAGUGUCUACAGAAACGCAGAAGAGGAAAUGCACAGUCCGCUACAGGAGAGAAACUAGCGCUAGAUUGCUGGCAUCUUGACGACACGGAAACUGCAGAAAGUGUGAACUGAGAAUGAAAAUGAACAGAGAACAUCAGAGAAGCAUCAAUGAUAUCUCUGAAAAUGACUUUGUUAUAGAAGGUAAAUUUGGAAAAAGGACCACGAGCAGUCACACAAAGAAAAUCCAGUCAUCUGAACUCACAGGAAGUGAUGGUGUGAAGAGCAGGAGCUCCAGAGCAGUUGUGGUGUGUUUGCCGCUGCUGUUUGUUCUUCUGACCGCAGCCAAAGUGCUGUGUGUCCUCAUCCAUUCAAAGAGCACAAACUUCACACAAGAGAGACAACAGCUACUAACUAAGAUCACCAACCUCACAGAAGAGAGAGACCAGCUAUUAACCAACAAUAUGAACCUCACAGAAGAGAGAGACCAGCUAUCAACCAACAAUAUGAACCUCACAGAAGAGAGAGACCAGCUGAAAUCAGAAAAAAGUGAACUUCAGAAGUUUUCUGCUGGUGUUUGCCAGUUCUUCAGUCUAAACGGUGGAUGGAAGUGCCAUCAAUCCAGUCUUUACUUCAUUUCCUCUGAGAAGAAGAGCUGGACUGACAGCAGAAGAUACUGUACAGACAGAGGAGCAGAUCUGAUUAUCAUAAACAACAGAGAGGAACAAGAUUUUGUGAAGAACAUUAUUUCUUUUGGUGAUUUAGUCUGGAUUGGUCUGACCGACAGAGAUGUGGAGGGCAGAUGGAAAUGGGUUGAUGGCAGCGAUGUGACCUUUAGGUUCUGGCAGCCUGGAGAACCGAAUAGCUUCCAGGGAAAAGAGGAAGACUGUGCUGUAACUCACUCACCAGGAUGGGUUGAUUAUCCAUGUGAUUAUUCAUCUAAAUGGAUCUGUGAGAAGAGUAUUUUUAAAUGACUCAUUAUGAUACAUAUUUAUGCAUAUGGUGUAUUUUGAACAUCUGAAUAUGUGUUAUGAUCCCAUCUGUUAUCUUUGGAUUUAUCUUGCCUGGAUUUGUUUAUCUUGUUUGUUUGAAUAAAUGUUUGUGGCCGUCCCUUAUUCUGAAGCAGCCACGUUACAAUACGUCUGUUAAACAUCAAGUCUUGUGUUUAGACAUUUUAUCAGGUUUUAUUUGAAUAGCACUUUAAUUAGGUUAUGUAAAAAAUUAUUAAAAAUAAAAACCAUUGUAUGUAUAUUUCAACUUUCAUAUUAAUCUUUAAAUUUAACUUUUUAUUGUUCAGUCAAAUUCUGUCACAUCGGCCCACCAGCAACUAUAGUUGUCGCAGUUGAUAGUUGUCAUUUUCCUUUUGUCAGUAUUUUUCUAGAUGUUAUCCAUGUUUGAUGUCUCAAUGACAUGCAAGCUAACAACCAAAUAAAGGAUUUCAAGGAAAAAAAGGUUGCAUCUUUCCCAAAAAGACUCAUGGCUGUAUUAGAUCAAAAGGGUGCUUCUACUAAAUACUGAGCAAAGGGUCUGAAUA